Messenger RNA from Leishmania major strain Friedlin, 2355 nucleotides. RefSeq lists its product as hypothetical. The coding region runs from base 1 to 2355 and encodes 784 amino acids. The transcript has a single exon. NCBI's taxonomy places the organism in Eukaryota, Euglenozoa, Kinetoplastea, Trypanosomatida, Trypanosomatidae. The record is from RefSeq and is a predicted model, not a curated record.
AUGGAGCACUCCGUAUCCAGCCGCUCUCCCAGCGGGCAGUGGUACCCGCAGCAGCAGCAACAGCAGCAGCCACCUGCCUUCCGCAGAAACAAUUCCCAGCAGCAGCUGCAGUGGAGCCCCGUGUCGGGCACAGCGACACCGAUGGUGAUGGUGGGCGGCGGCCAGCCCACAGCGAUGCCCGCUGGCACUGGUUCUGCCAUGCUGGGCAACUCGGGCAUGCUCAGCAGCGGCUCGGCGAACCUUUGUGGGCAGCCGCAUCUGCACUCUGGCAUGACACCACAGCAGCAGAUGAUGAUUAUGCAAAGCAUGUACACGCCGCAGAGCCAGUGUUGUGCCCCCUGCUGCGGCACGCAAGAGUGCAGCUUCUGCCCGCGGCCUGGCGAGCCGGUCGAUCCGUUCUGCUGCACGCCAAGGCGGCCGGAUCAGGAGGUGAGAUGGUGGGAGAGUAUCUACAAGUAUUUCGACUGGACCUUCUUCCUCGCCUGCGUCCUGUGCGUGCUCACGAUCAUCGGCUUUGCGAUGGUGAUGGUGACCAAGAAUCAGGACAACAUCUUCGCCGCCUUCGGCGUGCACAACGCCACCGAUCUUGACGUAGCAAUGAUGCCCUACAUUCGCUGGAUGAACACUAAACCAACGAUUCCGGUCGACAAUCGCAAAGGUGUCCCGUCGAACGCUAUGCGGGCAGUCGUGACGGCCCUCUCAACCUCGCCAGAGUACGCCGUUGAAGCCGCGGCGUCGGAGUCAAGCAUCCCCGCGGCCAUCUUGGUCCCAGCGCACAGCUGCACGCGGCGCAGGCUGUUUGGCAGCUUUGGUGAACUGUGUAUGGAGGACAACAUGUACGCGAACACGUUCGCCGUGCAGCUGAGCUUCUGGAACGACGCGCGCGACACGCUGUGGAUCCUGGCGAUGGUGUACAGCUUCUUGACAGUGCUAUACGCGGUGCUGAUCAAUGUGCGCCGGCAUGCGUCAGGUGCCAGCGUAGAAGUCGCGCGCGGGUCGUCGUUCAUGCUGCCGUCCAUCACACCACAGCAGCAAGAGGAGUUCGUGAAGAUGACACCGCAGCAGCAGCAGGCCUUCAUCCAGGAGUUCCAGCAGCAGGUGGCGAUGAUGCAGCAGCAGAACCCUUCCGCCGUAUUCCCGUCGCAGCAGCAGCCAGGCGUUGGCUGCUGCGGCUCCGACAGGGGCAUCGAGUUCUACGAGACGCCCUUCUACGAAUUUGUGCGCUUCGCGUGGCUGUUCUCUGGACUUACAACGUUUGCGUGGACGUGCAACCUCUUUAUAUCCUUCUGGUCCUUCUCCUACUUCUAUAUUCGCGAAACCACGGGCCCGCUGAACACCUUCUGGACUGUCUACACGCACAAGAUGGAGGCCACACUUAUCGUCGUGACCGUCUUCCUCGCGUGGCCACUCUGCAAUUUUGUACUGGAGCUGAUCGUCUUGGUCGCCCUGGUGCUCCCGUGGCUCGUCAUCCGCUCCACCUGGAAGCGGGGUAUCCAGAUGUACCGUCCAGCCCUGCCGCCCUCGCAGCUGCCCGCCUACAUCCGUGCUGACAUGUUCUUCAUGGACUUCCAGGAUGUCAAGCGGCUUGGCUUCUCGCGAUUGGCGUGGAUCAUCCUGACCGACUCCGAGAAGCCCUUCUUCGAAGGCUGCGAGGACCCCACGGUCGACAAGGAUCCUGCCAUGACGCAACUGAUGCAGCAGCGCGUGCAGUGGCGGCAGAUGAUGGCGUCCAUGCUGCCUCCGUGGAUACAGUCGCCGCAGCAGCAGAUGUCUGUGAUGGGUCCCGGUGGUGCGGGCAUGAUGAUGCCAGGGCAGGUGGCACCACAGCAGCGGCAGUUUGACUUCAGUGGGGCGGCGACUCCGCCGGCCAACUCGUCGAUGCAGUCACCGGCGCAGUACCCUGCCGAGGAUGGCGAGCACAGGUCUCACAAACGACGCCGCCAUCACAGCACGCGCGAUCGCCGGCACGCCGACCCCCUAGGGGCGGCGUCGAUGGAGGAGACAUCGGCGGGGCUCGGUGCCACCGGCAAGGAAAACUCGACCCGCCACCGUCACCGUCGUGACAGCCACCACCGCAACCACAGCCGCAGCAGAAGCAGAAGCAGGGGGGUCUUCGACGGUGGCGUUUCGCAGCCGCCGGUCUCGGACGCUGCCGUGGAAAACGGUGCCGGCCACACCGCCGAUGGGGCGUCCCGGCGUCGCCAUCGUCGUAGCCACAGCCGCAGUCACAGCAGGGCCGCCGCUGGCGACGACCCGAGUGCGUUGGUUGUUGCUGCGCCCCGCAGCAUGGGUGACGCGGCGCAGAACGGUGGCGCGGCGGCAGCGGCCGACUUAGACUCCCUCAUGCAGCUGUAG